Messenger RNA from Ixodes scapularis (black-legged tick), 1071 nucleotides. RefSeq lists its product as uncharacterized. The coding region runs from base 88 to 1014 and encodes 308 amino acids. The record is from RefSeq and is a predicted model, not a curated record. NCBI's taxonomy places the organism in Eukaryota, Metazoa, Arthropoda, Arachnida, Ixodida, Ixodidae. The transcript has 2 exons.
GGACUAGGCUGGUUUGGACGUCAUUGCCCAUCUGUUCUUCCGUCACCGCGAUGUGCCGCUAAGAAGCGCAGAAAAUACUCGACCAUAAUGCUAGAAGAAAAGGCAGCGAUUCUCAAGCUAAUAGAAAGUUGCCCUAAGAGUGGGCGAGAUAGCACUCCAGGCAUGCGGCCACGACCUAACCACCUGUUGUUCGUCAUCCAGGUCCUGUCAUCUUGGGUUCUGCGGCCAGCUGAUGACGGUGGAUUUACAACGUUCCCCGCUUCGUACAACGGUUGGGAUAUUAUCGACGAAACGGCUUGUUCGGACCACGUCGGGGCCUGCGGAUUCCCGUUGGUUCUAACGGCCGCCGGGACAUUUCAUCUGGCAACGCCGUUCUAUGUGCGUGUAGCCCCAGUGUCAUCAACAUCACCGGAACCUUCCUGCAACGCCCCUUUUGCCAACCUCGUCAGUGGGCGAGAUAGCACUCCAGGCAUGCGGCCACGACCUAACCACCUGUUGUUCGUCAUCCAGGUUGGUAAAGACCGUUUUUAUUUUGAUGUGAAAAGCAAUAACGUCUGCCUGGUAGUGCUGCCUCGCCUGAGGGCCUUCUUGAAGUGUGUUGCCGACUGUUUUGAUUCGCUCUGUCUUAUUGUUCUUUUGCUGAGCGGUGACGUUGAGCUUAACCCGGGUCCGUUUUCUGAAACUCAGCUUGCGGCAAUUCUCGAUGGCCAGAGGGCCCUUAAUGCCAGCAUAUCGUCGAUUGGAGACAGAUUGGACGAACAUAUUCGCCAAACAAAUCAGCGGUUAUCUUCAAUUGAAACGAAAGUCGAGGGAUUUUCGCAACUUGUCCCCAACCUCGAAAGAUGUGAGAACUUAGUCAAGGACCUCGGAUGCAGGGCUCACUCCUUGGGUUCCAGGAUUAGCUACCUAGAAAACGCGGGCAAGCGAAACAAUAUUGUCGUUUACGGGGUGGCCGAGAGUGAGGCUGAAACGCCCGCAUUGCUAAACGAAAAGGUGAUUUUAGAAAUUUUUUAAAAGAAACUUGAUAUUAGGCCGUCGGUUAUAGAAAAAAUUCACUGGCUUGGGAGAUAC